AAAAAUUAUAUAUUAAAUGAAGACCAAUUAUUUAAGAAAUUCCUUUGAAUAAUAUCAGCAAUAACCCUUUUACCAAUAUUCUAAGAAUUAAUUUGUAAACUAAACAUCGAAAUAAUCAUUUCCCAUAAGUGAAAAUUAUCAGAGUCAAUUGAUUCAAUUAUCAGUACAACCGAAAUAAAAUGCUUAAAGGAAGGCCUCAUAUUAAGAUGAAGAGGAAAAAAAAUAAUAGAUGGCCCAAGCUAUUCAACAGUAAAUUUAAAAUAAUUAAAACCGGGAUGAUUCAAUUUAAAAACCUUUUGUCGAUCAAUAUUCAUAACCACUCAAUGAGGAUGUGUAGAAGGAUUAAGACAUCAAAUUAAAUACUUUAAUGACCAAAUUCUUUGAUGUCGAAGUACCCAAUUUGAAUAAUGUUAGUAUAGCCUAUUUACUUGAAGAAUUAAAUAAAUGA
Messenger RNA from Paramecium octaurelia, 448 nucleotides. The record is from the annotation of a GenBank genome assembly. NCBI's taxonomy places the organism in Eukaryota, Ciliophora, Oligohymenophorea, Peniculida, Parameciidae.